This is a messenger RNA of Hemicordylus capensis (graceful crag lizard), 2553 nucleotides long. RefSeq names its product vomeronasal type-2 receptor 26-like. Gene Ontology annotation, biological process: G protein-coupled receptor signaling pathway. Gene Ontology annotation, cellular component: membrane. Lineage: Eukaryota; Metazoa; Chordata; Lepidosauria; Squamata; Cordylidae. The record is from RefSeq and is a predicted model, not a curated record. Gene Ontology annotation, molecular function: G protein-coupled receptor activity. The transcript is spliced from 6 exons. The coding region runs from base 1 to 2553 and encodes 850 amino acids.
AUGAAGGACGCACACCCUCCAAUUCAUGACUAUCAUCAGCCAGGAGAUCUUUUCCUUGGUGGAAUUGUCUCUCAUUCCUUCAUCAUCUCCAAUUCAAUAGAUUUCACUGAAGAAUCCACUCCAGUAUUGUUGGAAGAUCUUCGGGUAGUGAUUAAGAAUUACCAGCACAUCCUGGCCUUUGAAUUUGCAGUAAAAGAGAUAAAUGAAAACCCUCAGCUCUUACCCAAUGUCACAUUGGGCUUCCACAUCUAUGACAGUUAUUACAGUGCCAAGUGGACCUAUCAUGACACAAUGCUACUUAUAUCCUCACUGGAGAAAUUUAUUCCCAACUACAAAUGUGAUGGCCAGAAUAAUCUGAGAGCAGUCAUUGGAGGACUGGACUCUGAUAUCUCCCUUCAUGUGGCAACUAUCGUGGAUAUCUACAAAAUUCCACAGCUCAUUGUUGGACCUGCUCCACUGAUGAAUGAAAAAGCUCCAGGUCUUUCCUUUUACCAGAUGUCCCCUAGUGAAAACCUCCAGUACUCAGGGAUACUCUCUUUGCUGCUGCAUUUCAGAUGGACCUGGUUUGGGAUCCUUACUGUGGAUAAUGAAAAUGGUGAUAGAUUUGUGAAAAAUAUACUUCGAAUAUUUUCCCAGAGUGAUGUUUACUCUGCCUAUGUAGAACGACUCCCCAGGAUAGAUUUUGCCGCUAAAAGUAUGGACAUGCUGUUAAAGGGGGCAAAAAUACAUGAUAAAGUCAUGAAGAGCAAUGCCAAUGUUGUGGUGAUCUAUGGAGAAUCAAAUACUGUGGCAAUUUUGAGAUGGUUCCCUUACCUUUCUGAACUGGAAAACAUGCCAGAUAAACCAAAAGGACAAGUUUGGAUCAUGACAGCCCAGAUGGAACUGACGUCUAUGUGCUAUCAAAAGACUUGGGAUACAGAAAUACUCAAUGGUGCUUUAUCCUUCACAAUUCACUCAAAUGAUCUACCAGCAUUUCAAUCAUUUCUCAAAAGUAUAAACCCUUCCAAGAGAAAAGGAGAUGGUUUUAUAAGAGACUUGUGGCAACAUGCAUUCGAUUGUUUUCCCCCCAGUCCGGUUGUGGGGAAAGUGCAGGAGGGCAGCUGCACUGGGGCAGAGAAGCUGGAGAGCCUUCCUGCAACUUUCUUUGAAAUGAGGAUGACUGGCCACAGCUACAACAUCUACAAUGCUGUCUAUGCAGUGGCCCAUGCUAUACAUGCCAUGUCCCCAUCUAGACUCAGAAACAGAGAAAUAGAGAAUGGAAGGGAACUUAAGCCUCAAAUUCAGCAUUUGUGGCAGCUCCAUCAUUUUCUGAAAGCUGUCUCAUUUAACAACAGUGCUGGGGAAAAGAUCUUCUUUGACCAACAUGUACAAUUAGUUGCUGGAUUAGAUGUUAACAACUGGAUAUUUUCCUCCAACCAAUCAUUUCAUAGAGUGAAAGUUGGGAAGAUGGGUCCUCAGGCUCCCCCAGACCAAGCACUCAUCAUUAAUGUGGGUACCAUAACCUGGCAUAGCUGGUUUAACCAGGUACAGCCCUUUUCAGUGUGUAGCAAAAGUUGCUAUCCUGGUAUGAGAAAGCAAAAGAAGGAGGGGGAGCCAUUUUGCUGCUUCGAUUGCACCCCGUGUCCAGAAGGGGAGGUUUCAGACCAAAAGGAUAUGAAUGACUGCUAUAAAUGUGAAGAUACAAGAUAUUCCAACAAAUACCAGGAUCUAUGUAUUCCCAAAGUUGUAAGCUUUUUGUCUUAUGAAGAACCUGUGGGGAUCAGUUUAUCCUGUUGUGCUAUUUCAUUUGCUUUGAUCACCGCUCUGGUGCUAGGAAUAUUUUUGAAGCACCACAACAGUCCCAUCGUCAAAGCCAACUAUCAAAACCUCACCUACACUCUCCUCAUCUCCCUCCUGCUCUGCUUCCUUUCCGCAUUGCUGUUCAUUGGACGUCCGGUGAAGAUGACAUGUCUCUUCCGGCAAGCUGCUUUCGGCAUCAUCUUCUCAGUGGCAGUUUCUUGUGUGCUGGCAAAAACCAUCACGGUAGUUCUGGCUUUCAUGGCCACCAGGCCAGGAUCCAGGAUGAGGAACUGGGUGGUGAAAAGACUGGCCAACUCUGUUGUGCUUUCCUGCUCCCUUAUUCAAGCAGGCAUCUGCAUCAUUUGGUUGUCAACCUCUCCUCCUUUCCCAGAUGUUGACAUGCACUCGGUGAUUGAAGAAAUUGUACUGGAGUGUAAUGAGGGGUCUGUGACUAUGUUUUACUGUGUCUUGAGCUAUAUGGGCUUCUUAGCUAUGGUCAGUUUCACCGUGGCAGUUUUCGCCAGGAAGCUGCCUGACAGUUUCAAUGAAGCUAAGUUCAUCACUUUCAGCAUGUUGGUCUUUUGCAGUGUGUGGUUAUCCUUUGUUCCUGCCUACCUGAGCUCCAAGGGGAAAUACAUGGUAGCUGUGGAGGUCUUCUCUCUUUUAGCCUCCAGUGCUGGGCUGCUGGGUUGCAUCUUUUCCCCCAAAUGCUAUAUUAUUGUUCUGAGGCCUGAGCUGAAUCAUAGGGAUCAGCUCAUGAGAAGAAAAUAUUGA